Austrofundulus limnaeus is the source of this 323-nucleotide messenger RNA. RefSeq names its product cysteine-rich PDZ-binding protein (gene cript). The record is from RefSeq and is a predicted model, not a curated record. Gene Ontology annotation, molecular function: PDZ domain binding; microtubule binding. Lineage: Eukaryota; Metazoa; Chordata; Actinopteri; Cyprinodontiformes; Rivulidae. Gene Ontology annotation, biological process: cytoplasmic microtubule organization. Gene Ontology annotation, cellular component: dendrite.
GGAAGUUUACGUGAACCAAGCUAGUAGAAGCUAGCCAUCGGGCUUCCUUUGUUUUUAUCGUGUAAACAAGCACAUCGCGAAGAUGGUUUGUGAAAAAUGCGAGAAGAAGCUCGGAAAGGUAAUCACUCCUGACACCUGGAAGGACGGAGCACGGAAUACCACAGAGAGUGGAGGGCGUAAGCUAAACGAGAACAAGAUGUUGACAUCUAAGAAAGCCAGGUUUGACCCGUACAGCAAGACAGGCUUUGCUAUCUGCAGGAUCUGUAAGAGCUCGGUUCAUCAGGCUGGCUCGCACUACUGCCAGGGCUGCGCUUAUAAGAAAG